This is a messenger RNA of Cariama cristata (Red-legged seriema), 2603 nucleotides long. RefSeq names its product lin-54 DREAM MuvB core complex component (gene LIN54). Gene Ontology annotation, cellular component: nucleus. The transcript has 13 exons. Bases 31 to 2445 code for a protein of 804 amino acids. Gene Ontology annotation, biological process: regulation of DNA-templated transcription. NCBI's taxonomy places the organism in Eukaryota, Metazoa, Chordata, Aves, Cariamiformes, Cariamidae. The record is from RefSeq and is a predicted model, not a curated record.
GCUCUGCUCAUCACUGCCACAACUGCUAAAAUGGAGGUGGUUUCAGCAGAAGUCAACAGCUUGCUCCCUGAGGAAAUAAUGGACACUGGUAUAACUCUGGUGGAAGACGACAGCAUCGAGGCGGUUAUCGUGUCGUCGCCGAUGGGAGAUUCUAUUCCCAUGGAAACAGAACUGGAAGAAAUAGUGAACAUAAGCUCCACCAGCGACUCUGCAGCUACGACUACAGCCACAGUCACCACAGAAUCAGUUACUGCACCCAGCAAUCACUCAGGCGACGCUGCAGUGAACACCACAACCCCAAAAACUGAUGUGAAUGCGGUAGUAAAGCCUACCUUUCCAAGUGGCCUCCAUAAACUUGGUGCUCAGACCCCUGUCACUAUAUCAGCCAAUCAAAUUAUUCUGAACAAGACUGCCGAUAUUAAAAUAGGCAAUCAGAGUAUUAAACCAGAUGGGCAAAAGCUAAUUGUAACAACUUUGGGCAAGUCUGGUCAACCUAUUGUUUUGGCAUUACCCCACAGCCAACUCCCACAGGCGCAGAAGGCCACGUCCCAAGCCCAAGGUGGAGACUCCAAGGUACAAGGCCAGCAGAUCAAAGUUGUUAUUGGAGGUCGGUCGGAAGUGAAACCUGUUGUUGGUGUCUCAGCUUUGACGCAAGGAAGUCAGCUGAUAAACACUGCGGCCCAGCCUUCUGUUUUGCAGACCCAGCAAUUAAAAACAGUGCAGAUUGCGAAGAAGACCCGAACCCCGACUUCUGGCCCAGUGAUCACCAAGCUGAUAUUUGCAAAACCAAUCAAUAGCAAAGCUGUUACAGGGCAGACCACUCAAGUAUCACCAGUCGUUGCAGGUAGGGUUCUUUCACAGUCUGCUCCGGGAACACCACCAAAGACAAUAACGAUCUCUGAGAGUGGAGUCAUUGGAUCAUCUCUGAGUACAACAACACAACAGACACCGAAUAAAAUAGCUAUCUCGCCACUCAAAUCCCCUAAUAAGCUAACAGUGGUGUCAGUGGCCUCCCAGCCUCCCAGCUCCCCCCAGAAGACGGUGGGCGUCCCACUGAACGUAGCGUUAGGACAGCAGAUCCUCACAGUGCAGCAGUCAGCACCCUCCUCCCCUGGGAAGGCUAUAGUCAACCACACAACCGCCCAGGCUGUGAAAUCAGCAGUGCAGACCAUUACUGUAGGAGGAGUGGGUACAUCUCAAUUUAAGACAAUUAUUCCCUUGGCAACUGCACCCAAUGUUCAGCAGAUUCAGGUACCUGGAAGCAAGUUCCAUUAUGUUAGACUCGUUACUGCCACAACAGCCAAUAGUUCAACCCAGUCAGCCAGUCAAAAUCCCAGUACGAAUACACAACCUCUUCAACAGGCGAAGCCAGUGGUGGUGAAUGCGACCCCAGUGCGGAUGUCUGUUCCCAUAGUGCCAGCACAGACUGUGAAACAGGUGGUGCCCAAACCGAUCAACCCAACUUCCCAGAUAGUUACUACUAGUCAGCCCCAACAAAGACUUAUUAUGCCAGCCACUCCACUGCCACAGAUACAGCCCAACCUCACCAACCUCCCACCGGGCACUGUACUGGCACCAGCGCCUGGCACGGGAAAUGUCGGGUAUGCCGUCCUUCCAGCUCAGUACGUCACACAGCUACAGCAAUCAUCAUAUGUAUCUAUAGCAAGCAACACUGGCUUUACAGGGACAUCUAGUAUCCAGUCCCAAGCACGACUACCAUUCAACGGAAUAAUUCCUUCUGAAUCUGCAAACCGCCCCAGGAAGCCCUGCAAUUGUACUAAGUCUCUAUGUUUGAAAUUGUAUUGUGAUUGUUUUGCAAACGGUGAAUUCUGCAAUAACUGCAACUGUACAAAUUGUUAUAACAACCUGGACCAUGAAAACGAUAGGCAAAAAGCAAUAAAGGCCUGCCUUGACAGAAACCCUGAAGCCUUCAAGCCCAAAAUAGGGAAAGGAAAGGAAGGAGAAUCAGAUCGGAGACACAGCAAAGGGUGUAACUGUAAACGUUCGGGAUGCCUCAAAAACUACUGCGAAUGUUAUGAGGCAAAAAUCAUGUGUUCUUCCAUAUGCAAAUGCAUUGGCUGUAAAAAUUUUGAAGAAAGCCCAGAGCGAAAGACACUGAUGCAUUUAGCAGAUGCUGCCGAAGUUAGGGUCCAGCAGCAGACCGCUGCAAAGACCAAGUUAUCUUCCCAGAUCUCAGAUCUGCUGACAAGGCCAACACCAGCACUCAGCAGUGGUGGUGGGAAGCUGCCCUUUACGUUUGUAACCAAGGAGGUCGCUGAUGCAACCUGCGAAUGCCUUCUCGCGCAGGCAGAGCAAGCGGAGAAGAUGGGCAAGUCAAAAGCUGCAGCAGAGCGCAUGAUCCUGGAGGAGUUUGGACGCUGUUUGAUGCGAGUUAUUAACUCUGCCGGGAAGUCCAAAAGUGACCCUUGUGCCAUGAACUGCUGACUCGUGCACAUGAGCCACAAUAAAGAGGACUGAACAGAACACUUAAGGCACAGGGACACUUUGGUUUGGCAUAGAGGAUUUAAUAAUAUUUGUUAAUUUGGUGCUUGUUGUAAAUUGACCUGUGUAAGUUUGAAACAAGAAGAUGUUUUAUAAAAAGA